AUGACAACCUCCCAAAAGCACCGAGACUUCGUGGCAGAGCCCAUGGGAGAGAAGCCGGUGGGGAGCCUGGCCGGCAUCGGUGAAGUACUGGGCAAGAAGCUAGAAGAGAGGGGCUUUGACAAGGCGUACGUGGUCCUCGGCCAGUUCCUGGUGCUAAAGAAGGAUGAAGACCUCUUCCGGGAAUGGCUCAAGGACACGUGCGGAGCCAACGCCAAGCAGUCCCGGGACUGCUUUGGGUGCCUCCGAGAGUGGUGCGACGCCUUCUUGUGA
Messenger RNA from Orycteropus afer afer, 270 nucleotides. It is a transcript of the gene BANF1, whose product is annotated as BAF nuclear assembly factor 1. Gene Ontology annotation, molecular function: DNA binding. The record is from RefSeq and is a predicted model, not a curated record. Lineage: Eukaryota; Metazoa; Chordata; Mammalia; Tubulidentata; Orycteropodidae. The transcript is spliced from 2 exons. The coding region runs from base 1 to 270 and encodes 89 amino acids.